Molecule: messenger RNA, 2909 nt
Organism: Sphaerodactylus townsendi
Lineage: Eukaryota; Metazoa; Chordata; Lepidosauria; Squamata; Sphaerodactylidae
Gene: WIPI2
Product: WD repeat domain, phosphoinositide interacting 2
Biological process (GO): protein lipidation; nucleophagy; protein localization to phagophore assembly site
Cellular component (GO): extrinsic component of membrane; phagophore assembly site membrane; cytosol
Molecular function (GO): phosphatidylinositol-3-phosphate binding; phosphatidylinositol-3,5-bisphosphate binding; protein binding
Source: RefSeq, a predicted model, not a curated record
UCAGCCGAGGAGGCUUCUGGGAAGGGGCGGGAUGGCGCAGGCGCUUUCGGGACCCAGAGGCUCCCGGAGCGUAAACAAGGCGCUGCCGUGAGGGAUGAGGAGGCGGCCGGAGCCGAGCGGGGCCGGGAGCCGCCGAGGCUGAGCCUCUCUCCUUCCCCGGCCGGCCGGGGGCCCGAGGAAGCGCCAUGAACUUGGCCAGUCAGAGCGGCGAGGCCGGCGCCGGCCAACUGCUCUUCGCCAACUUCAACCAGGACAACACUGCUGAGGACAGCGAAUGUGGGAAGGGUCUGCUUGCGGGCAGGCGAUUCUUCCGCCUGAGGAGCUACGCUCACCCACCUUCUCCCAACUGCUCAUGUAGAAAUAGCUUUUAUGGAAAUGGGCAUGCAGAACGCAAAGGAACUGUUGUCUUUUCCAAAGAGGGCAACCAACUAUGGGGGACAGUGAUCCGGGUCUUUUCCAUUCCAGAGGGGCAGAAGCUCUUUGAAUUCCGAAGAGGAGUGAAGAGGUGCGUCAGCAUCUCCUCCUUAGCCUUCAGCAUGGACGGCAUGUUUCUGUCGGCGUCCAGCAACACGGAGACUGUGCACAUUUUCAAACUAGAGACUGUGAAAGAGAAACCCCAGGAGGAGCCCACAACCUGGACAGGUUAUUUCGGGAAAGUGCUAAUGGUCUCCACAAACUACCUGCCCGCCCAGGUCACGGAGAUGUUCAACCAAGGCCGAGCUUUCGCGACGGUUCGGCUCCCCUUCUGUGGGCACAAGAACAUCUGCGCGUUGGCCACGAUUCAGAAGAUCCCUCGUCUGUUAGUGGGAGCCGCAGAUGGAUAUCUUUACAUGUACAACCUGGACCCCCAGGAAGGAGGGGAAUGCACACUGAUGAAACAGCACAAGCUGGACGGGCAGCGUUACGGAGCCAGCCACACGAGAUUUUAGUCGGGCGCCGCGAUGAUCCGUCAGCUGGUAGCAUUGUGACUUACAUGUCUCACAGUGACUAAAGGUACUUAUGUGCCUUCUUCCCCUACAAGACAUGCCUACACCGAGGACCUAGGUGCAGUGGGUGGUGCUUGCCUCGAAGACGACUCCAGCACCCUGCGAUUGGACGAAGACAGCGAGCACCCGCCGAUGAUUCUCCGGACAGACUGAGCUCGGACUUGUAAGCCCAGCUCCAGAGGCGGGGAGCGAGUGCCAGCCCAGCCUUUCUGGAGGAUGCUCGCACCUGUGCUGCUACAAACUCCGACCUGGCUCGACAGAGACGAGAGAGAGGGCGACAGACUCUCAGAUAGUUCUAACAUCCGUGGAAAUAACCCCAUCCUAGCUGUCAAUGUCGAUUCGAGGAGAGGGGCGGGGCGGGGGUGGGGAAUUCAUGGUUUCGCUUGGGUGGCUUUUGAAGCCUGCUUUCUCUUUUAGCUGUGAGGAUAUAUCUCUACCUACAUAUAUAUAUAUUUUUUGCUCUUCCUGUUGCCAAAACCUGCGGCUUGCGCUUUCUCUGAACACUUCCUGGGUUUGCAUGCCUUCUUUGUGCCAAGCGAGCAGAUUCACUUUAUAAUAAACGUUUUCCAUUAAAAACAAAACAAAAAGAUAAAUAUAUGUGCAUAUAACACUCGGCCGGCCGCCCAUCCGGGAGCAGGGAGGUUUCGGUUCCGGGAUCCGCGGUUUGUUCUGCUCAGACAUUCAGGUCUUCGUGCAUGGCCUUGCGGGCGCACAUGGUGAGAGAAUGCAAUCUUUAGGACCUUUGUAUUCUUUUGGGCUUUCCCCCGCCGCUGGCACCCCUCCCUCCCAACCUCUUUCCGGUCACUGCCACCCCCUCCUUCUUUUCCUGGACCACUUUGUUAAUUAAAACUCCUUCUGAACGUUGCCUCUUUUGUUGGACUUGUCGUUGUGUUCUCCGGAGCUGGGAGAAGUCUCUGCUCUGGCUACUGUGCCUGCUUUUUCUUUCCUUAAGGAGACGGACAGAUGGCGCAGCACCAAGCGUAUGCUUUGGUAGGGGGAUCAGGAAGAAAAGCCUUCUCUUUGUCGGCUGUGUCAACUUUGCCGCCCAUCAACGGACCGAGCCGGCGUGUCGGGCGUCGAAGACAUCGCAUUACUAACCUGAAAGCAUGCUCCUCCUUAACCGCCAUCCUGCCUGAGAGCUCACUUAAAUCCUCGAAAAGCCAGGCGUCCGUGCUAACAGCUAGUCAGCAGUCCCUUCAGAAUCUGUAGAUCUGCUGUUAGGUUUUGCAGGUGAGCAGCAUUCCCCACCCCACCCCGCCAAGUUCUUCCAGGGUGGUAAAUGUUGACCCUCUGGUGACAGCUGAGGCAGUUCUCCUCUCCACUGCCCGUGAUUGGCUGCUGCUAAGAGGAAGUGCAGAACAGGAUAAUGUAGGGUGAGAGUCUGGAUUUUUUAAAAGUUGUCCAUAAUGAGGGGGAGAAUUAGAUGCCGGUCUGCUGCUCCCAGGGAGGAAGGGGGCAAUCUUAUAUUCCUCACGGUACGUAACUCCGCCCUUGUUCAAGAGCCAAGCAUUGUCCUUUGGAAUUCUGAGUGCCAGGUUGAGCCACCGCGUGUCCCCGUUUCGAGCUGUUCGCUCCCCACCUUCUCUUGCUCCACCUCUCCUGAGGUCUCUCUGUUGUACGUGUUGCGUCCCUUCCCACGUCAGCAGCCUCGAGCGGCGGUUCUUGAUCAUCGUAGAAGGGACGGAUCCUUUCCUGGAACUGCCUGGACUCUGGAAAAGAGUGACCAAAGUUGGGCGAAACUGCCACCCGCUUUUACAGAGCUGUAAUGUGCCUUUUUGGGGAGUUUGUGUUUUUUUUUAACCUUUUAGAUCUGUUUUGUUGAACAAAAACAAUGAUGUGUAAACCCUUUUGAGUAUGAACCUCUUGUUUCCUUAGAUUGUUAGCCAUCUGUUUUUUUUCCCAAUUAAAUUAUUACUCACUGUC